GUGGCGCGAGAGAUGUCAAGGCUUAUUAGAGUUCGAAAUAGCCCCAUCCUCGUUCAGUAAUUUCCCUCCACAUGACAUCUCGAUGAAGCCCCGCCCCUUUCCUCAGGGGUAUCCCUAACUGGAUUUGGCAAUGGAUGAUGACGGAUGCUGUUUAACAGAUGAGCCUGCGCUGUAUCCAACCAGAAGUACGUAGAAGGAAGAGUGCUACUUUUUUUAUCAAGAGGACCUAGUAUAAAUAGGAUCGUUCCUUCAUGACGGGGAACAGAUAGUGCCAACAUCGCAGGUUCGAGUUGGUCAUCCAGCACCCGUUUUUUUUUUCAAUUUAGACUUUAGUUGAGUCACUGUGAUAUAAUUUCCAUAAUCAGGCCGGUAGCUGCUGUAAAGAUGAGGGGUUAUAUUUGUGUGUUGGUGUGUGUUGCAGCGUUGUCUGUGCAAGCUCAGAAUCCCCAGAUCCCGGGAAGGCAACAACCGCCAUUCGGAAGACCCGGUCAACCUGGAAAUCAGCAACCUGGUCAACAACCAGGACAACAGCCUGGAGUUGGUGGGAGGCCUGGACAGCCGGGUGGACAACAACCAGGCUUCCCCAGGCCUGGAACCCCUGGUGCACAACAGCCAGGAGUUGGCGGUAGGCCUGGACAGCCGGGUGGACAACAGCCGGGCUUCCCUAGGCCUGGAACCCCUGGUGGUCAACAACCUGGUGCACGACCAGGCUUCCCUGGAACUGGAACUCCUGGAGGACAACAACCAGGUGGACAGCCAGGAUUCCCUGGAACUCCUGGGGGACGUCAGCCAGGAUGGGGACAACCAGGAACUGGUCAACCUGGUUGGGGACAACCCGGAACUGGUCAACCUGGUUGGGGACAACCUGGAGCCGGACAACCUGGAACUGGUCAACCUGGAUGGGGACAACCCGGAGCUGGUCAACCUGGUUUUGGUCAACCUGGUUUCGGUCAGCCUGGUGGUCAACCUGGUUUCGGUCAGCCUGGCUUUGGCCAACCUGGUUUCGGUCAGCCUGGUGGUCAACCUGGUUUCGGUCAGCCUGGUGGUCAGCCUGGCUUCGGUCAGCCUGGCUUUGGUCAACCUGGCUUUGGUCAACCUGGUGGACAGCCUGGAUGGGGAGCUGGCGGUCAACCUGGAGGAGGAUGGCCUGGCCAAGGUGCAGGAGGUUCCGGUGGUCAAUGGCCUGGCGCUGGCAGACCUAAUAUUGAACCAGUUAUUCCCGAUCCCAGCAGGAGGGAGAGAUGCGCUAAAUAUUGGAUUGAGGAAGGAAACAGCUGUUAUCUAUUUGACAGUGGUGCCUUCCUAAGAAGAGUAUCAGCCAACAACCCAAUGGUUGUAAACAGUCCGGACGGUCUAUUCCAAGACACCGCCAACUUUUAUUGCUCGCAGAUGCACCCGAACGCCUCACUUGUGACAGUCAACACCAGAGAGGAGAAUAACUUCCUUUACGAGUGGGCGGUCCGCAUGAUGGUCGAGCCUGUUCCUGUCUGGAUUGGUCUCCACGUCGGCCCAAGCGGACAGUGGGAAUGGUAUAGCAAGGAACCAGUGGGUAACUACCUACCCUGGGUCGAGCUACCAGGACCCCGUCCCCCUCCAAAUCACGGAGCCGUUAUCUUCGACGCUGACCUGCAGAAUCAGAUUUUCAACAACCAGCUUGAGAUCACCCCUCAGUGGAGAAUGGAGGAGGCCCGAGCGGAGCAGCACGCGUUGAUCUGCGAGUACCAUCCCAUGGAUCUAUAUCCGGUUAACCCUACGCCAACCAACACAGUACCUGGCACCGGAAUGCCGAAUCCCCGUCAACCAGGGCAGGGGCCGCGUCAACCCUGGCAGAGGCCUGGUCAACCCAGACCCGGUCAACCCGGAUUCGGUCAACCCAGACCCGGUCAACCCGGAUUUGGUCAACCCAGACCCGGUCAACCCGGAUUCGGUCAACCCGGUCAACCUGGCUCCCGUGUACCUGGCAGGCGACCAGUGAUGAUGAACCACCCGGCUAACCUCAUGAACCUAUUGAGUGGUGGUGGUUUCGGAGGUUCCCUUCUACGUGAGGUUCCACGGGACAGGCCAGCAAACUACAAGAACAGUCCCGUCUAUGCCGUCCAACCAUGAACACUGUGACGGACAAGUCACUGCAUCUAUACUUCUCAAUAUAACUUACUUUAUGCAACGCACAGUGGAUGUUGCGAGGUCGUCAAGCAAAUAACAAAUAAAUCGAAAGUGGUCAGAUCUGCCACAGAUCUGACUGAGGGCGCCUUGUAAGAAUAAGUACAUCUCUACUAAUAUUUCCUACAAGAUUGUCUUCACAAUGAAACUUGGAAACAUUUUGCCUUCAGCAAACUAUGAACAUGAUGAGAAGACACUGUGGAAAAAAUCAGUAUAAAAUAUCCUGUUUUGACUAGUACCAAUAGGUCCAUAUCCCUGACUGUACAAGGCAUAUUACGCCAAAAACUGACUUAUAUGAUCCGCACUUAUCAAUUUCGAUUUCAAUUGUCGUUUGGUUGUUAGACCUUUGAACCAAAUGGGUGUUCGUCAACAAUGAAAUGUUUUGAAUUAUAACUUUAUGCAGGAGUCAAAAUGAUGCUUCUCUACGUGUUCAAUUCGAAAAAUACGAACACUGCCGUCCUCACAGCCUAUUGACGGCAUUACUUCAAUCAUGUGUGUGCCUCGAAAAAAAAUGAAUAUCACCUUUCAAAAUAUUAUUCACACCACCGGGCAGUUGCUUGAAACUUACGCCCAAUCCAAAAUCAAGCGUUUGUACAUAAGUCAUUCCUAAACUCCUGGACUAAAUGUGCAUUUGUCUUUGAUUUGCCUACGUUUAAAUGCAACUCAACUUUCUUUUAACGUCCCUUGUUUGAUUUUGUAACAUGCGCUUGAUUUUCAAUUGGGCGUACGUUUACUGCAACACCCCGUAGGUCUAUGUAACGAUAAAUAACGCAUUCAUGUUUUUUUCUUUAAAGAAUAUUUUUCAUGAAAUGAGUGAGGAAUAUGCGGGCUAAGACUAGAUGCUUGUGGAAAGAGAAUACCGUUUCCAUUUCCAAAUGUGAUGACUAAUAUUGACGGUUAGCCUUUUUGCUUCAAGUUUGUUUUGUACAUUUUGUUCAGUAAUAAAAUUAAGUUUUCUUAUUUUA
Lytechinus pictus (painted urchin) is the source of this 3125-nucleotide messenger RNA. RefSeq lists its product as uncharacterized. NCBI's taxonomy places the organism in Eukaryota, Metazoa, Echinodermata, Echinoidea, Temnopleuroida, Toxopneustidae. The record is from RefSeq and is a predicted model, not a curated record. The transcript is spliced from 2 exons. The coding region runs from base 385 to 2106 and encodes 573 amino acids.